Molecule: messenger RNA, 1635 nt
Organism: Aspergillus lentulus
Lineage: Eukaryota; Fungi; Ascomycota; Eurotiomycetes; Eurotiales; Aspergillaceae
Product: putative AMP-binding enzyme
Source: RefSeq, a predicted model, not a curated record
AUGACUAAAAUAGCUACAUUUCCACUGCCUGGCAUAAAGCAUGGCGAGCGCAUUCUGGUGGCGACGAUUGAAGAACGAGCGAAGAACGAUCCAGACAGCUCCUGGGUGUCGAUGCCAAUAGACAAUAACGAUCUAUCUAAAGGAUACAAAGAGAUCACAUUCGCAGAGUUCGACAACGCAGUCAACCAUGCUGUUCACUGGUUGCGGCAAAAUCUCCCUGAGUCCGAUGAGCCAUUCCAAUCGUUCGCCUAUGCAGGCCCUAAGGACCUUCGCUAUCCCAUUCUUGCUGCUGCAGCUGGAAAGUUGCAGAAAGUGAUGGUGCUCCCAUCGCCGCUGAUUCCACCUGCAGCGCAGCGCUUGAUUCUGAAGAAGACACAAUGCAAGGUUUAUAUCAGACCGUCCAGUAUGGCGCAGGUAGUCAGUGCCAUUUUGGAGGAUACGCCCCAUAUCCAACAGAUUACAGCUCCUGAUCCUGACAGUCUCCUACAAGAGACUCGUGCUGAACCCUAUGUAUAUCCCAAGACCUGGGAAGAAGGAAAGAAGGACCCUUGGCUGGUGGCUCAUACGUCGGGCACGACAGGAUUUCCCAAACCCAUCACCUACACUCACCAGAUGAUGGCUGGGUUGGACGUGGCUGCGUCUCUGCCGGACAUUGAUGAGUUCUUGCUGCACCACGCUCCCGGAAGACGCUGGUACACGCCUCUACCAUCUUUGCAUCUGGUAGGAAUGGUGAUGGUUCUCUCCAUCCCCACAUAUGCUCACGGAACCCUCGUUGUGGGCCCACCUGCGCCUCCUUCCGCCGACACUGUCGUCGAUAUCUUCAGAUACGGACGUGUUGACAGCGCCCUGCUAACCCCAGCUCUCAUCGACGAAAUGUGCUUGAACGAUCGAGCCCUCUCCGCACUGAGAAACCUCACGUUGGUCAGCUAUGGCGGAGCCCCCCUCUCACGAAAGUCCGGCGACCUUCUCGCUCCUUACGUCCAGCUCGCUCCCGCCAUCGGAAGCACCGAAUCGGGCGGCUAUUUUACCAAGUUCCGCCGUGACGACAAGGACUGGGAUUACGUCGAAUUCCAGAAACAAGCCGGGGCGGUCUUCGAGCCCCGUUCGGGUGACCUUCACGAGCUUGUUUUUGUGCGUGUGCCCGAAUGUAAAAUGCAGCAGAUCUUCCUCCUUUAUCCGGACCUCGACCGAUUCGAGACUAAGGAUCUGUGGGUUGAGCAUCCCACGCGUAAAGGGUUGUGGAAGAUUGUCGGCCGCGUGGAUGACUAUAUUCCUCUCAGCCAUGCGGAUGGGCUUUAUGCUGCGUCGCUGGAGCCGCAGAUAGAACAGCAUCCGAAGGUGAAAGCGGCGUUGAUUGGGGGUCAUGGACGGCCACUCCCGGUGCUUCUGGUGGAGCUGCACGAUGAGACCGAAGUGGCAUCGGACGCUGGUCGUAAGGCGAUGAUCGAAAGUCUACAGCCCUAUAUUGACAAAGUCAACGAGAACUGCCAUGAGUGUGUGAAGCUGAGUCCUGAGCGUUUGAUCUUCGCCAGUGGAGACAGGCCCUUCAUUCGGACGGUCAAGGGUAGUGUGGCGCGGAUGCCGAGUCUGCAGCUUUACAAAGAGGAGAUUGCUGCAUUGUUUGAGAAUAACUAG